AUGCGGCACAGGGUGACAGGGAGACGAGCCCGGAAGGUGGAGGGAGGCGUGUUUUUUCCAAAGCCAGAGAACGCAGUGACCGUGGCGGUCUCUUCUCGGGUCUUGUUUCGGACCGAGCUGGAGCAGAAGGUGUUUGAGCAGAAAGGGGUGGAGGAGUAUCUGAGGUACCAGAUCGAACACGAGAACGAACCCUUCGCCCCCGGACCCGCCUUCCCCUUCGUCAAGGCUCUGGAGACGGUGAACGCUCGCCUGCGGGAGCUGUACCCUCAAAGCGAAGAGCUGUUUGACAUCGUUCUGGUGACGUACAACCACGCCCACGUGGGAAUCCGCCUCAUCAACACCAUCAACCAUCACAACCUGUUCAUUGAGAGGUUCUGCAUGACGGGGGGAAGCAGUCCCAUCGGCUACCUGAAGGCCUGGCAAACCAACCUCUACCUGUCCGCCGACGCCGACAAGGUCAGGGAGGCGUUGGCUGAAGGCAUCGCAGCAGCCACCAUGUUCAUGACGGAGAAGCUGACGGAGGUAUCGGAGUCCCAGCUCCGGGUGGCCUUCGACGGUGACGCCGUCCUCUUCUCCGACGAGUCGGAGCGCAUCUUCAAGGCUCACGGGCUGGACAAGUUCUUCCAACACGAGCGGGACAACGAGGACACGCUACUGGAUCACGGGCCCCUGAAGGGCUUCCUGGAAGCUCUGGGGAAGCUCCAGAAGAAGUUUUACGCCAAAGGCCAGCGCCUGGACUGUCCCAUCCGAACCUACCUGGUCACCGCUCGCAGCGCGGCCAGCUCCGGCAUCCGGGCGCUGAAGACGCUCAGGGCCUGGGGCCUGGAGAUCGACGAGGCCCUGUUCCUCGCGGGGGCCCCCAAGGGCCCCAUGCUGGAGAAGAUCCGCCCUCACAUCUACUUCGACGACCAGAUGUUCCACGUGGAGGGCGCGGCCGAGAUGGGCACCGUCGCCGCCCACGUGCCCUACGGAGUCGCCCAGAAACACAACCGGCCCCAGGACCCCGGCGCGAGGAAGUGACCUCGGGUACUCAGCCUGGCCUGGUCCCUCCCCUGUGUGUUGGAUUCGAAGAUGCUUGAUCGACCACGGCGAUCUGCUUACUUCACCCGCUGCUAGUCUUCAUAAAGAGAACGCUUCUUCACACGGAGACGACGCAGCGCGUCAGCAGUUGAAAUGAGCAUUUAUACGGUUAAAGGUUAAAGGGACAAAGUGCCCUCAAACUACGUUCUUGGAUGAAAUCUCACAAAGAGUUAUUCCUUAUGUGUGAUGCGAUUUUCUACGAAAACUACAUUUCUGUGGUUCACAUGCAUCCGUCUUCAGAGGACAGUCAUGAGUGUCAGUGAUUCCACUCAAUGUCUUGUAUGUUACUGGAGAUGUCGACAUAAAGUACUAUUGUGUUAGUCAACAGCAAAGCCAUACAUUUCAGUCGGUGCCUUAGUUUCAGUGAAGACACCGUUCUUAGCCAGUAGGCCGUCACCAUCGGGUUGAUCGAUAAAGUUCAGCACAGAGGCUUAUAGUCUGGAGAGAAUGAAAUAAUGAAACGUGAAAAAGUUGACGGGGAUCCCCCUGACCUUUUGAGAUACAUCUUGAGAUACUCAAGCCAUUAGCAUGCAAAACAGAACUGACAUUUCACAUGUCUAAAAUUACGAACCCGAACCCGAAGUGUAAUAUUUAUUUCACAACACGGCUCGGGCUACAAGACUAAGAAAGGUUGUGUCGGUAUGUUUGAUUCACUUCAGCGUUCCGGUGUGUAUGACACGGUCUUAUUGCUGCCCUGGUGAUAUUACAUCCUCAGGUACCAGCAACCAGGAUCCGCCUUCACUCUGCUGCCCCCUGCUGCACGUCGGGGGGGGGGGGGGGGGGGGGGGGGCUCGCACAGCCAUCCCUCUGCUCAGCCGCCAUCCAACCGUUUAACCAAAUAAAAUACAGCCGACAAUCAUGUUUGGCGUUUGAUGAUUGUCCUCCACUGACACCACGGCCACACCGGCCUCUUGGUGGAUAAUCAAACCACUUUGAUUGCACAUUUAGGAGAUGUCGUUUUUUUGGCAGAAUCAGUUAGGUCUAAAUAGAUAGAUUGAUAGAUAUAGAUUAAUGCAGAUUGCAAAACAAAAUUGUGGAGAAAAAAAAGAAGAAAAAACUAAUUAGAUAAACACUAAUAUAGAUCUCAAUCAGAGCUCUUGCUUUACUAGACGGACUCAGGACUUCCGUAUUAAGAUUGUGCACUUCUUCACUCCACCAUUGAGUGGCAGCACUGGAAUGAUCAAUGACCUGCAGCGCCAUUCACAUGUUUUUAUUUAGGAGGAAAUCCUCCCUUGGUAUCGGAUAUUAUGAAAGUUGAUGCAUUAAACAUUUUCCUCUUCACGUCUU
This is a messenger RNA of Pungitius pungitius (ninespine stickleback), 2367 nucleotides long. RefSeq names its product 5'-nucleotidase, cytosolic IAa (gene nt5c1aa). Gene Ontology annotation, biological process: nucleotide metabolic process; adenosine metabolic process. Gene Ontology annotation, molecular function: 5'-nucleotidase activity; nucleotide binding; magnesium ion binding. Bases 1 to 1020 code for a protein of 339 amino acids. The transcript is spliced from 7 exons. Gene Ontology annotation, cellular component: cytoplasm; cytosol. NCBI's taxonomy places the organism in Eukaryota, Metazoa, Chordata, Actinopteri, Perciformes, Gasterosteidae. The record is from RefSeq and is a predicted model, not a curated record.